Messenger RNA from Limanda limanda (common dab), 2475 nucleotides. It is a transcript of the gene lsg1, whose product is annotated as large 60S subunit nuclear export GTPase 1. Gene Ontology annotation, biological process: ribosomal subunit export from nucleus. The coding region runs from base 110 to 2038 and encodes 642 amino acids. Gene Ontology annotation, molecular function: GTPase activity; GTP binding. The record is from RefSeq and is a predicted model, not a curated record. Gene Ontology annotation, cellular component: cytosol. NCBI's taxonomy places the organism in Eukaryota, Metazoa, Chordata, Actinopteri, Pleuronectiformes, Pleuronectidae. The transcript has 14 exons.
CAACGCUGGGCACAUGAGGAGCAGUGGUUAGCGACGGAUCCUGAAGUUGUUCUCUAACGGAUCAGUUUAAUUUGAGCGUGUGUGUGUAGUGUGCACAUCAGGAGUUGUUAUGGGCAAGAAUAAGCCAGGAGGAGGAGUGGGCAAGUCCCUGAUCAAAGAGAGGCUCCAGGCGGGCAAAGGAAAGAAGAGGGGUGACUGCUGGCGCCACACCAGUGAGCUGAACGAUGGCUACGACUGGGGGCGGCUGAACCUGCAGUCGGUGACAGAGCAGAGCUCCAUGGAUGACUUCCUUGCCACCGCAGAAAUGGCCGGAACUGAGUUUGUUGCAGAGAAACUCAACAUCCACUUUGUGCCAGCGGCGGCCAGAGCCGGUCUGUUAACAGCUGAGGAGAAAACCAAUCUGAAGAAGCUGCAUGAAGACAACAAGCAUUUCCUCAGAAUUCCCCGACGCCCCCACUGGGAUGAAAGCACCAGCGCAGUUGAACUUCAGACGGCAGAGAAAGAAAGCUUCUUGGAGUGGAGACGAGAGCUUGCAGCUCUGGAAGAAGAGCAGAAGCUAUUUCUCACACCAUUUGAGAGGAAUCUGCAGUUCUGGAGACAGCUGUGGAGAGUGAUCGAGAGGAGUGAUGUUGUCGUUCAAAUUGUUGACGCCAGAAAUCCCCUGCUGUUCAGAUGUCCUGACCUGGAGUUAUAUGUAAAGGAAGUGUCCGGGGAUAAGGUGAACAUGCUGCUUGUGAACAAGGCCGAUCUGCUGACCAGGGAGCAGAGGCGAGCGUGGGCCAAACACUUUGAGAAAGACGGGAUGAGGGCCGUUUUCUGGUCGGCCCUGGCUGAGAGCAACAGGCUGGAUGCAGAGGAGAAGGGUUUGGCAGCAGAGAGCAUGGAAGUGGAGGAGCCGGAGUGUGGAGAGAGUGACGAGGAAGAGGACAGCAAGCCGGACAAUGAAGUCUUGAGCCAAAAAGGAGCGGAUGGAAAGGAGAAAGUGAAGACUGAGGAGGAGGGAGAUGAGAGUAGUUCAGAGGAUGAGGAGCAGGAAAAGAUAACCGUGGCUGAUGAGGAGUGGUUCACCUGCUCAGAAGACGGGUAUGAAGACGACGAGAGGGCUGGCGGUUCAUCCAGUGAGUCCUCAUUCCACAAUUCCAGCCGCCUCCUGCAUAAAGAUGAGCUGCUGGAGAUAUUUAAGGCUGUUCACAACGGGCCCAGGUUGAAAGAAGGAGAACUGACCGUGGGACUGGUUGGCUAUCCUAAUGUGGGAAAGAGUUCCACCAUCAACACAAUUUUUAGGAACAAGAAGGUGUCGGUUUCUGCUACUCCUGGACACACAAAGCACUUUCAGACCCUGUUUGUGGAGCCUGGCCUGUGCCUCUGUGACUGCCCAGGUCUGGUCAUGCCCUCCUUUGUCUCUACCAAAGCUGAGAUGAUCUGCUCUGGGAUCCUGUCCAUCGAUCAGAUGAGAGACCACGUACCUGCCGUCUCUCUUAUAUGUCAGUCAGUCCCUCGGCAUGUGCUGGAAGGCACCUAUGGCUUCAACAUAAUCCGACCACGAGAAGAUGAAGAUCCGGACAGGAACUCGUCCUCUGAAGAGCUGCUGAUGGCUUAUGGAUACAUGAGAGGUUUCAUGACGGCCCAUGGCCAGCCUGAUCAGCCCAGAUCGUCCCGCUACAUCCUGAAGGAUUUUGUCAACGGAAAGCUUCUGUACUGCCAUCCUCCUCCACAUAUAAAUCCUAAAGACUUCCAGCCACAGCACGACAAGUUCCAGAAUACAGCUUUAGAAGAAUGUGACUUUUCCACGUCAACACACAAACAUCACAAGAUCAAGAGAAUAGAAAAUUCGGUUGACAAGAACUUCUUCAAUCAGGACAACGUGCGGGCUCUCACCAAGGGCGUUCAGUCAGUCAUGGGCUACAAACCAGGCAGUGGACCUGUCAGCCGAAGUAAAACCGAAUCAGAGGUGCCGGUUGGCAAACCCUGGAAAAAGCACGGUAACAAGAACAAGAAGGAGAAAGUACGCCGGCUCACAGGCCAUCUGGACGCCUGACGGUGAUCUAGAAAAUGAGCAUUUUCACUUGCAGAUCCUUUUUAAGCAAGAAUGGGGGAGAAAUAAUCCAAUGUACAAUUCACAUGUGAUUCCAAGGGAAUUGAGCAGUAUUUGUUAAGAUUUACACUUUGGCCACUUAAUCCUGUGAGAAUGGAAAGGUCAGGCUGUUGUGAUAUAAACUAAAGAGGAGCAUAAUCUGUCAAGGACUGUUGUGUUUGUUAGGAUUGUUUUGGUGCAGUGCAUUCCAUCAUCUGGAUCACCAGUUGAACAACAGAGCUCACCACAGUGUUUGGAAAUCGUGUGAAAUUAGUUAAAAAUAAAGACAUUUUCAAGUCUUUAUGAAUUGACUGUAUGUUGGAUACAUCUUUUAACCACAUGUUGUGAUUGACAAAUGUAAAGAAGCUGGAUCAUAGAAUAAAAUCAAUGUUUUCACGCUA